AUGUCCUCCAAUAUACAAGAUGAUUCGGCAACCCAUCUGGAAACCCUCCGCAAACUAGACAAGACUUCCUUCCAAUCUGAAGCUUCUCGAAUUGUUGCGCUUAAUGAAGCUCGUGCUCUCGUGCGGCGUCUCGAACAGCCUUGGGAAAGAAUGUACGAUGUUGCUUGGACUUACCCUGCUUUCAUCGCUAGUCUUCGCGUCGCGCAGGACUUGAACAUAUUCUCGCAUCUCACUUCUUCUCCGCAAUCGAGCUCUCAACUUGCGGAGAAAGUUGGUGCGGACCCAGUGCUUCUCCGACGUUUACUUCGAGUUUUGGUCAAAGAGCAUAUUAUUGAUGAAUGUUCGGAGGAAGCGGAUGCGUAUCUGGAAACGGAGAUUAGCCGAGCGUUGAAGGAUCCUGAAGGGGUGGUUACAGGUUUGGAUGUGUAUUACCUGGCAGGUAUGCAGCAGGAGAAGAGGCUGCCGGAGUAUUUGAAAGAGACUGGGUAUGAGAAUCCUGAGGAUGGGGAGAGACCGCCUUGGAAGUGGAUUGAGGGUGUUCCGGACUACGAAGGGGAUCGGUGGAGUUGGAUGAAGACGAGGCCGGAGCAUCAGAGGAAGUUCAACCAGUUUUUGGCGGCGGUCAGGAAGGACUCGGUGGCUUGGACGGAACUGUAUGGGAUUGAGAGGGUGGUGGAGGGGUGGGAUGGAGAGUCGGUGGUUCUUGUGGAUAUUGGUGGAGGGAAUGGAAGGGACGUGAGUAACUUUGCGAAGGCGAUUGAAAGAAAGUUGCCGUCUGCGAAAGUGGUGUUGCAAGAACGGAAGGAAGUCAUCGACGGCCUCAAAGAUUCCGAUGGGCAGCUACACCCUCAAAUCGAGCUGAUGCCGCACAACUUCUUCGAGUCGAAUCCCGUCAAAGGCGCGAAGGUUUACUUCAUGCAUGCCAUCAUCCAUGACUGGGCGGAGAAUAAAGCACGGGAGAUUCUGGCACGUGUUCGAGAUGCGAUGAAACCAGGGUACAGUCGAUUACUGCUCUUCGAUCGUGUCGUGCCGGAGAGAGCUACCGAUUGGGAUGCGAGGACCGCUGCUCUCGAUAUUAAUAUGAUGUGCAAUUAUGCGUCGUUGGAAAGGACCGAGGUACAAUGGAAGGGCCUGAUUAAAAGUGCUGGUUUGAAGUAUCUUGGCUACCGAAAGGUCCCGGGACCGUCUUCUUUCAUUGAGGCUGAGCUGUAA
Molecule: messenger RNA, 1212 nt
Organism: Cercospora beticola
Lineage: Eukaryota; Fungi; Ascomycota; Dothideomycetes; Mycosphaerellales; Mycosphaerellaceae
Molecular function (GO): O-methyltransferase activity
Source: RefSeq, a predicted model, not a curated record